Molecule: messenger RNA, 285 nt
Organism: Dichomitus squalens LYAD-421 SS1
Lineage: Eukaryota; Fungi; Basidiomycota; Agaricomycetes; Polyporales; Polyporaceae
Exons: 1
Coding region: 7-195 (62 amino acids)
Source: RefSeq, a predicted model, not a curated record
CGCGUAAUGGGCAACGAUGAGCUCAAGCACGUUGAUCUCAUCCCAGAUCUCCAGCGGGGAUAUUCUGGCACGUCAGUCAGUCCAACCUCCCAACUUGAGAUGGGGCUGGGCGCAUUCCUGCCAGGGCGAGUCGCACGAACCGUAGCGCGGCGUCCGGCCCAAGUUGAGCAGAUUCCGGAAGAGACCAUGCUUUAGCACGGAUGUGAACGCGAAAAUGUGCGCUUUCGCGGCUGCAAUGCCUCCGCUUGUCUUCCAAUGUCACCAUCCGAGAUAACUCCCAGCCGU